Molecule: messenger RNA, 348 nt
Organism: Spirometra erinaceieuropaei
Lineage: Eukaryota; Metazoa; Platyhelminthes; Cestoda; Diphyllobothriidea; Diphyllobothriidae
Source: the annotation of a GenBank genome assembly
AUGUCCUUUGGUCUGAGGAACGCCACUCAAACCUUUCAGCGAUUCAUUGAUCAGGUUCUGCGAGGUCUCGACUUCGUUUACGCCUACAUUGAUGAUUUGCCAGUGGCUAGUUCUGACGCUGCUGAACACGAGAUUCAUCUUCGACAGCUCUUCGAACGGCUCGACUCCUUCGGCGUUGUAAUAAAUGCUGUUGAAUGUGAGUUUGGAGUCCCCAGCCUAAUCUUCCUGGGUCACGAAGUGAACUCAGAUGGGAUAAAGCCCGUCCCAGAAAAGGUUUCGGCCAUAUCAACGUUCCCCGUCCCGACAACCAUCAACCAACUACGCCGCUUCUUGGGGAUGGUGAACUAA